Zalophus californianus (California sea lion) is the source of this 3591-nucleotide messenger RNA. RefSeq names its product Cas scaffold protein family member 4 (gene CASS4). The transcript is spliced from 7 exons. Gene Ontology annotation, cellular component: plasma membrane; cytoplasm. The record is from RefSeq and is a predicted model, not a curated record. The coding region runs from base 221 to 2662 and encodes 813 amino acids. Lineage: Eukaryota; Metazoa; Chordata; Mammalia; Carnivora; Otariidae. Gene Ontology annotation, biological process: cell migration; cell surface receptor protein tyrosine kinase signaling pathway. Gene Ontology annotation, molecular function: protein binding.
UUUUGUCUCCUCUCCAUCAGCGCCUUCAUUUUCCUCUUAUCGUGCUUUCCAGGAAGUUUGCCUGCUGGGAGAAUCGUUUUGACAAUUUCCCGUGUUGUCAGAUAGCUCCAUAGAAUUCAAUUUCUGAGAACCAGCCAGAGGCAUGCAGUGACAUUGCAUAAUCCUCCUCUGAAGCCGGAGAUACCAGCGGGAGAGCUCACAGGAGCUGUUCCACACCAAGAUGAAGGGGGCAGGCAUCAUGGAUGGUGCGCCCAAGACACUCUUGGCCAGAGCACUUUAUGACAACCACCCAGACUGCUCCUACGAGCUGGCUUUCUGCAGAGGAGACAUCUUGACCAUUCUGGAACAAAACGUGCCAGAAAGCGAGGGCUGGUGGAAGUGUUUGCUCCACGGGAGGCAAGGUCUGGCCCCUGCCAACCGCCUCCAAAUCCUCCCUGAGGCCCCCGCCGACAGGCCCUGUCCCCCUUUCCUGAGAGGCCUGGAGGAAGCUCUCACCAACUCCGAGGAGACCUACCAGGUGCCCACCCUGCUCAAGCCCCCGACUCCAGGCCCUGUAUAUGAGCACAUGAAGGGCUGGGUAGAGGGGCCUCCACCCACCACCGCGCAAGUCUACGAAUUCCCUGACCCACCUGCCCGCGCCAGAAUCGUCUGUGAAAAGACUCUAAGCAUUCCAAAACAGGCCUUCUUCAUGAUCCCCAGACCUGCUUGGGCCUCGUUGCCAACGCUGCCUUCCCAGGUGUAUGACGUACCGGCCCAGAGCUGGGGCCCCCCAGCCCUGAAGGAGCCAGAGAAGCAGCAGUUAUAUGAUAUACCCCCCAGCCCCCAAAAGGCAGGACUUGGUCCCUUGGCCAGCCAACCACAUGGGCAGAGUGCUCCCCUGGUGUCAGCAAUCACCGUGAGGCAAGGCGGCUAUAACACGUUACCGAGCCCCCAGAAAUCCGAAUGGAUUUAUGACACACCAGUGUCUCCAGAAAAAGCCAAUGGCAGAAAUGUAUCUUUGAGCAGCUUUGUGGAAGAAUCAGAGCCCCACACUCCCCCCAGGUAUAUGUCCAGCUUCCAGAAUCCUCUGAACAGCAAAGCAAGGUCCCUCUAUCCACACCUGCAUAAAAAUGUGCCCAUGCAGAAAAAACUCAGCCUUCCAGAAAUCCCUUCUUAUAAAUCCCUGGCACCCAGGGACACAUUUCCCUUGGACAAGGGUGCUGGCUACAAGGUGCCUCCAAGCUUUCUGAACCCCCGCGUGGAACAGAAGGACACCAAGCCAAACAUUUAUGACAUCCCUAAAGUGAUGCUGAGCGGCCCCCAGGCCGUGAACGAGCUGGCGAGAGUCAACGGGGCCCCGGAGAAUGCCCUGGACCACAGCUCCUCAUUGUUCUCUGGCCAGGCCCCUUCGCUGUCUCUGGAACCGGACAGGUUGUCCGUUUCCAGUUCUGACAGCAGAGCCAGCGUUGUCUCCUCGUGCUCUUCCUCGUCCAUGGAAUCCUCUUCUAGCUCCUGCUCGGAGGAGUCAGGAAAGGAGCUCUCCUUGGACCCGGACUUGGCCAGAGAGACAGUAGCGUCUCUGCAGCACAAGGUGGCUGGCGCUGUCGCCAGCCUGAUGCUCUUCGUCAGCAGGAAGUGGAGGUUCAGAGACUACCUCGAGGCCAACCUCAGCGCCAUCCGUAGUGCCGCAGACCACGUGGAAGAAUCUUUGAGAGCAUUCCUGGAUUUUGCCCGCGGGGUCCGGGGGACUGCCUGUAACCUCAGCGACACUAACCUUCAGGCCAGAAUUAGGGACCAGCUACAGACCAUCUCCAAUUCCUACCAGAUCCUGCUUGGAACAAAGGAAAGCCUGGAUAGCUGCAAUUGGUCCUUGGAAGUCCUUGUGACAGACAAAGUCCAAAACAGCCUGGAUGACCUCGAGAGAUUUGUCAUGGUGGCACGGAUGGUCCCAGAAGACAUCAAGAGGUUUGCCUCCAUUGUCAUUGCCAAUGGGAAGCUCCUUUUCAAGCAGAACUGUGAAAAGGAAGAUACCUUGGAAAUGACCCCCAAUGCACAGUUGGAGCUUGCAAAAUGCAUCCAGCCUCCCCAAAGGGAAAUUGAAUCCUACCAAAGAAGUGCUCCUUUUAAUAAACAAAAGGAAAGUGAACAUUCCCCUGAGCUACUAAAGAAAAACGGGACAAUUAUCUGCGAACUGAAGCUGCCUAACCUAGAAGAGACAGAAAAACCCAUCUUGGAAGGAAGGUUGGAUGAAAACAAACACUUCGAAGGACAGAAUCCUAGCUCUCUCAUCCCACAGCCUUUGAGUCAGCAGAAGCCCGAGAAGCGAUUCCACCUUUCUGAACACUGCCGGCUCUAUUUUGGGGCGCUCUUCAAAGCCAUCGGUGUAUUUAACAGCAGCCUCAGCAACAGGCAGCCCCCCGAGAUCUUUAUCACGCAGAGCAAGCUGGUCAUCAUGGUGGGGCAGAAGCUGGUGGACACGCUGUGCAAAGAGACACAGGAGAGAGACGUGCGCAACGAGAUUCUCUGUGGCAGCAAUCACCUUUGCAGCCUGCUCAAGAACCUCGCGUUGGCCACCAAGCACGCCGUGCUCAAGUACCCCAGCCCUGCAGCCCUGGGGCACCUCCAGGCCGAGGCCCAGAAGCUGGAGCAACACACUCGGCAAUUCAGAGGGACGUUGGAAUGAGCCUCCUGCCCCCUCUUUCUCCCUCCCUAAGGUUAACCUCUUAGCUUCUGCUUCCUAGCCCCAACCUGUGCAACUCUGUCCUACGGGCAAAGCCAGCCUAGGGAUGCACUGAUGGGCGGAAGCUGGUAUUACCAAGUGGUUAAACAACCCCAGGACAUUGGCUUAUGCCACAGAGAGCCAGGUAUUAAGAAAGAACCUUGCUAAGUUUUUUAGCAUAGCAUGUGGGGUCAGUGUAUGAAGUGAUGUUAUAGAAACCAAUUUUAUAUUGGUUGAAUGUAUGCCUGCUUUAAACUCAUUCAUUCAACACUUAUUUAUUGGGCAUCUACUUAUGUCAGAUUCUAGGUGCUGGGCAUAUAGCAGUGAAGCAAACAAAGGCCUUGUCCUCAGGGAGCUUACCAUCUAGUGGGGAGAUAGGCGAUAAGUGAUGAAGAAUUACAUACACAAUAUGUCAGGUGCUAGGGAGACAGUAAGGGAGGAGAGACUUAUUUUCAAGUGAUGAAUUUCUGUUGCAUCUGUUAGCAAAUGUGAUAAGUUUUUCAUUUUGGACUGAAUUAAUUUUGUGAGAUUUGGUACAAAUUCUGUAUCUGCAUCUUAUACAACAUAUAUAUAUAUGUAUAUAUAACAUAUGUGUGUAUAUAUAUAUAUAUAUAUAUGCAAUAUAUAUUUUUUUAUUUUAUCUUAACCGAGCUAAAGAUGCAUGUUAUAUUUACAACAUAACAUGUUCUGUUGGAUUCCUUAUUAAUUUAUUUUGUAUAUAAUAGUCGAUGUUGAUAAAUUCAGUAUGUUUACUCAGAAAAGGCUUGUACUUCAACAGUCUCAAAUCUGUUACCAUUUAUAAAGUUAUGUGAAUAUAAUCAUGAAUUAAAGCAUUCUUUGUAGCAAUCCUUUGGAAGAGUUGAUGAUCCAUGUCACCCAGGUUCUGGUGCCAA